Molecule: messenger RNA, 1025 nt
Organism: Rhododendron vialii
Lineage: Eukaryota; Viridiplantae; Streptophyta; Magnoliopsida; Ericales; Ericaceae
Product: F-box protein SKIP5
Exons: 5
Coding region: 142-906 (254 amino acids)
Molecular function (GO): protein binding
Source: RefSeq, a predicted model, not a curated record
UAAACUUCAAGCGCUAAAAUCACAUUUGGGGUAAUGUCUACGUUGCCCAAAAUCAAGGUCAAAGGAAAGAGAAGAGAACUCCGUCGUAACAUCGGAGCAUCAUCAGAUCAGCCCCUGUAAGAUUCUGAGGUCUGUGUUUGAAUGGAGAUGGAGGAGGAGAAGCGAAAGUGGAAGCGCUGCUCCGAACAAAACUCAUCAGCAGCACUUACCCAUAUAAACAAUCUGGACGACGGUUGUCUCAUGCACAUCUUCAGCUUCUUAUCCCCUAUCCCAGAUCGAUAUAACACUGCCCUCGUUUGCCAAAGAUGGUGUUUCCUGGCAUGUCAUCCUCGCCUUUGGCUUCGAGUAGAUCGGUAUUUGAAAGAUUUAUCUGAGCCUGGAGUUUUCCCAUGCAUUGAAGCAGCUGUCUCUGCUGCAAGGCCUGGUGACACCAUUCUGAUUGCAGCGGGAGGGACUCAUAUUGCUUCUAAUAUUCUGAUUAAAAAGCCACUUUGCCUGAUUGGUGGAGGUGAGCUUCCAGAUGAUACAACACUUUCCUGCUCCCGAGGUUCAGACAGUGCACUGGAGUUCGUUUCCACCUGCAAACUGGCAAACUUAACUGUGAAGGCGGAGCUGGGUUGCUGCUUGCUUCACAGGAGUGGGAAGCUGAUUAUUGACGGGUGUAUUCUCCAAUGCGAGUCCAACCCUUUAGACUACCUUUCAUAUGCGAUUGUGUGCGCGGCCAAUGGUCCUGAGGUAAUCCCGCCCUUAGUGAAGGCUUGUGGCGAUGGUGUAUUUGUUUCUCGAACUCGUAUUGAAGGAGGUGCAAAGGCAAUUUCAACUUCUGGGACCCUAGCACUGCAGCGUGUUCGGGUCAUUUAUGCGCGAACUUCUGUCUUUUUCUGGUUUGAUGUGGAGCAUCGGUGACGGUAUUUAUUCUUUUACCUCCCGAGCUUGUAUGUAUUUUAGCUAUAUAGCUGUUACUUGCUCAGGUAGCAGUGUUGUAUAUUGCUUUUGCUUUUUAUUCAGGACAGUGUUCUCUGCUA